Molecule: messenger RNA, 696 nt
Organism: Candidozyma auris
Lineage: Eukaryota; Fungi; Ascomycota; Pichiomycetes; Serinales; Metschnikowiaceae
Product: SUR7/PalI family protein
Exons: 1
Coding region: 1-696 (231 amino acids)
Biological process (GO): cortical actin cytoskeleton organization; endocytosis; fungal-type cell wall organization
Cellular component (GO): plasma membrane; membrane raft; cell cortex
Source: RefSeq, a predicted model, not a curated record
AUGCUCCAUCGAUUCGCCACCAUCGUCCCUCUUGUGCUUAUUGCCGGGUCGACGCUCAUGCUUUUCUUCAUCAAUCUUAGCGGUGUUCAAGACUCCCUGACCUUCCUCAACAAGUUCUACUUUUCUAAAGCCACUGUAAAAUACGAGAGGCAUUGGACCAUGUACGCCAUGUGUACGCCCUUGGGUAAUGGCCAGGUUCAGUGUACGAAGAAAGAACCCGCUUACCCUUAUGACCCGGUGAAGAACUUGGGUGCGGGCUUUGUGCCAGAGGAAUUCGACAAAAACCAAAAGACGUACUACUACUUGUCUCGAAUUGCUUAUGCUGCCUUCUUACUAGCGUUGUUGUUGUCGAUCUUGUCGCUUUUGCCUGUGACCAUCUCGUGCUGUGCAUGGCACGGUUUUCUUACAGGUUUCUUUGCGUCGUUUGUCAUUGGUGGCUCUCUUUUGUUCGACGUGAUAGCAGCUUCCUUGCAAACGGCUGCUCAUGUGAAGGGAGUCAAUGCGUUUAAGAAAGCAGGCUUUCUGGCGCAGUUGGGGACGCCCAUGUUCGUUUGCAUGUGGUUGAGCGUGGCGACGCUCUUCAUCUCGUGGGUGUGGAUGAUCAAGGUUGGUGUGAAUGGGUUCCAUGAGAUAUUUGGGGGAAGUAAGAAGAAGCACUAUGAUAGCGAGCUGGACUACAAAGAGUUUCUGGACUAA